AUGUCCACCUCCCUCGCCCCCGAGCGUCUCGAGUCCCUCCGCCAGCAGUUCCUGGCCCAUGACUCCAACCAAGACGGUUCCCUCAGCCAGACCGAGUGCACAGAGCUUGUCGCCAACAUCACCGGCCGCUCGACGGGCGACUACGCCGUGCAGUGCGUCAUCCGACUCUUUGACGAAGACGGCAAUGGCGUCCUCGACUUUGAGGAAUUCGCAUCGCUUGUCUCGUGCAUCGAGAACGGCUACUUUGACCGCGAGGUCACCCUCGAGGAUGCCUUCCGGAUGGCCGAUAAGGACCGAAACGGCGUCCUCACCCACAAGGAGCUCCGCCAUCUCCUCAAGACCAACCCCGAGUUCAGCAAGGAGGACAUCAAGCGCAUCAUGGACCAGGUCGAGACCAACCCCAGCGGCCAGAUCACCUACGAGAUCUUUGCCAAGCUGAUCGAGGAGCUUGAGCCCCUCGCUGAGUCGGAGCAAUAA
Polychytrium aggregatum is the source of this 477-nucleotide messenger RNA. RefSeq lists its product as uncharacterized. The coding region runs from base 1 to 477 and encodes 158 amino acids. The record is from RefSeq and is a predicted model, not a curated record. The transcript has 2 exons. NCBI's taxonomy places the organism in Eukaryota, Fungi, Chytridiomycota, Chytridiomycetes, Polychytriales. Gene Ontology annotation, molecular function: calcium ion binding.